CUCACCUGACCUCCACUCCACCCACUGCCUCGGUCUCCACCAACAGCAAGAGCACGAUACCCUGCCGGCUCACACCCGCUGCCGGAGCACCUACGCUCGUGCGCACAGACUAGGCAGCAAUGCGUCGCCUCCACUGCACUAUCACCAUCCUACUCUCCGCCACCUGCCUCCUUCUGCACGCCAUGGCGUCGCCGGCACUGCCCGACCCGGCGUCGCUCGAGCCGUCUCUGCUCUUCCCGUCGGCCGGCGCCUCCCAGGCUCAACCCGCCGCCGCAUCCACCAUCCCGGCAUUCCCCGAGCAGUCCGAGGCCGCGGCCACCUCCUCCGUCUGCCAGCUCACUCCCUCCCCACCGCUCCUCCCGGCCGUCCUGGCCUCCUGCAACGCCGCCGGCCAUGGCGGCGGCGUCCUGCCGCCGCGGCUGCGGUGCUGUCCGGCCCUGGCCGCAUGGCUGUACGCCGCGUACGCGCCCACCUCGCUGGGAAGCGACGGCAGCAGGUGGUCGAAGCUUCCCGCCGCGGCGGCGGACGUGACGGACUUGCCGCUGCUGCCGGACGACGUGGAGGAGUGCGCGGGCGCCGCGGAGCGCGCGCUGAGGUCCGCGGGAGCGACGCUGCCGCAGACGCAGGCCGGGAGCAAUGGGACGACGUGCGACGUGCCCUUCUGCUACUGCGGGAUACGGCUUAGACGGCCGGUCUGCGCGCUGCCGGCGGGCAGGGCUGCGAGGAGGCUGGAGAGGGACUGCGCGCGGCCGGGUCUCGCCGGCUGCUCCCGGUGCCUCCGGGCGCUGAACCUGCUGGACGCCAUUGGGGAGAAGAACGGCACGUCGGCGAAGGCCAGUCAUGGGGGGAAGCCGCGUGAGCGUGACUGCCAGCUCAUGGGGCUGACAUGGCUGCUGCAGCGGAACGCCACGCGGCAUCGGGUGGCCGCCACGGCGGUCCUCCAGGCUCUCAUGGCGGCUGAGGAAGCAGGUGCUACCAUCACGCCGGCCACGUGCUCGCUCCCCGUAAACGACCUGCCUUUUGCCGUUGCAUCGUCGGAGAUCAACGGCGCCACCGGUGCGUCCCCCUUCGUAGGUCUGCUUCGCGUCCUGCUAGGUAUGUCUGCCGUCGUCUUGUCCCGGCGGUUCUGAGUAAAAUGUGGUCGUCGCUGCGCGGUCUCUUGCUAUUUCUUCGGUGUUUGCAGUUCUGUUGUUUAAUUAGUAGUUGUUCGAUUUCUUUGUGCUGGCUAGGGACUAGAGAGUGGACUUUGUUACUGUAAUUAUAUGUGCAAUCCCGGUGGGGAUGCCUAAUCUAGUGAGCUUGCAUUGCA
This is a messenger RNA of Hordeum vulgare subsp. vulgare (domesticated barley), 1309 nucleotides long. RefSeq lists its product as uncharacterized. The record is from RefSeq and is a predicted model, not a curated record. The transcript has 2 exons. NCBI's taxonomy places the organism in Eukaryota, Viridiplantae, Streptophyta, Magnoliopsida, Poales, Poaceae. The coding region runs from base 120 to 1130 and encodes 336 amino acids.